AUGCGCAUAUCGCGGUUGCUGACCCUAGGCAGUUUCUGGCAUCUACUGGCUGUCGUCUUAGCAGGGUUCCCCGCCGCCAACCUCUCGUCGGGCUUAUCGUCACCCCUGCUUGUCCUCUCCCCUGCCACAGGGAUAUUCUACCCUUCCAAUGGGGACUGGACCAAUGAGAUCCAGCGAUUGACUCUCCAUGAUAGUCUAACUUACCUUGCCGCUGUGAAACCUGCCACGGAGAGGGACGUUCAGAAGCUGGAAAGAGAAGAUGAUACACAAAUGGGAGGAAUUUACCGAAAGCUGGUUCCUAUCAAUUCUUGA
This is a messenger RNA of Aspergillus oryzae RIB40, 312 nucleotides long. RefSeq lists its product as uncharacterized. Bases 1 to 312 code for a protein of 103 amino acids. The transcript has 2 exons. NCBI's taxonomy places the organism in Eukaryota, Fungi, Ascomycota, Eurotiomycetes, Eurotiales, Aspergillaceae. The record is from RefSeq and is a predicted model, not a curated record.